Trichoderma citrinoviride is the source of this 1914-nucleotide messenger RNA. RefSeq lists its product as hypothetical. Lineage: Eukaryota; Fungi; Ascomycota; Sordariomycetes; Hypocreales; Hypocreaceae. The transcript has 5 exons. The coding region runs from base 1 to 1914 and encodes 637 amino acids. The record is from RefSeq and is a predicted model, not a curated record.
AUGCGGUUACCCGCCAAGAUAUCGGCGCUUUUGCCUCUGCUGAAGGUUACUGAUUUAGAACCUCCUUGCUUGGAGGACGGUCUUGAGUCAACGGGUGUUGAAGCCCCACCCAGGCCCGACCAACCUCAGUUCCUCCUUCAGCUAGACGAACUAAGGCCUCGGAAACUUACGCCCUCUUAUUUGUUCCCAAAGGGCACUUGCACAGAAUGUCAGUUUGCGACAUUCUUCUCGCUAAAAGGCGACCGGUUAUUCGCAGACGGAGAGCUAGUCGCUGCCAGCGAGGGUGCGCCAUACCAGCCGCUCCUUGAGACGCCGUGCGAAGGAGUCAUCGACAAUGGGUUCUCGCUCGAAGAGGGCGUCCUUCAGUGGCGGCAUCCGAGUUUUGCUGGCGGAAAAGCCAGCUUUUGCUUAUCGGCGUCGAACAAGGUCUUGGCUGUGUUCAACGAAUCAAGCAUUCCGAAUGACUGUGCACCGGCGAACCUUGUCAAUGUGCCAUCUGACGAUGCUGGGUCUCCUCAACGGGCUGCAGGAAGCGUAAGUGAUGGGUUUGAUGCUAGACCAGACUUCACCAAAUAUGGUUAUGGCAGCCCAGCUUCCGUUGGGACAGGUCAGCUGAGUCCUCCGGCUCCUAUUGACCACGGCAGCGACUACAACUAUAAUAACGUGGGAGUGGGUUCCACAAGACCACCGAACUCCGUUGGCUACGGAGGUAGCCAUAACUACAACAACGGGGGACCGGGAUCCACAACGCCCCCGAGCUCCGGCGGUUACGGAGGCAGCUACAAUUAUAAUAACGGGGGACGGGGCUCUACAACACCCCCAAGCUCCGUUGGCUACGGGGGCAACUACAACUACAACAAGGGGGGUUCGACAAUACCCCCGAGCUCCGAGGGCUACGGAGGCAGUCACAGCUAUAACACCGGACCCUCAGGUCCAGCAGGGGCCCCUGGACCUGAUGGAAGGCCUGGACCUGAUGGGAGGCCUGGACCUGAUGGAAGGGACGGUAGGAAUGGGGAAGAUGGCGAAGAUGGGGAAGAUGGUGAUGAUGGGAGAAAUGGCGAGGAUGGGGAAGAUGGCGAUGAUGGAAGAGAUGGAAGGGAUGGUAGGGAUGGUAGAGACGGGAGGGAUGGUGCCCAGGGACUUCCUGGGCCACCUGGUCCACCUGGUCCAGCCGGCCUCCCAGGUAUCAACGGAGAGAACGGUGCGCCUGGCCCUGAUGGUGCCGCUGGGCCUGCCGGUCCUCAAGGUGCUCCCGGCCCCGAUGGCGCUGCUGGACCUCAAGGCGCCGCUGGGCCUGCAGGUGUCGCUGGUCCCCAAGGUGCUCCCGGUCCCGAUGGUGCCGCUGGGCUUCCAGGUGCGCCUGGCCCUCAAGGUGUUGCUGGUCCUGCAGGUGUCGCUGGGCCUGCAGGUGCCGCUGGUCCCGAUGGCGCUGCCGGACCCGAUGGUCUUCCCGGUCCCGACGGUGCUCCCGGUCCUCAAGGCCCUAUCGGCGAACAAGGCCCUGUCGGUGACCAAGGCCCCAUCGGUCCCGAAGGUCCCCCUGGUCCCGGGGCAGCGGGUUUCACGAACCAGUACGGGUACCUCGGCUGCUACAUCGCGAGUACCGACGACAACUACGGACUCGAUCCAUACACUGCACAGGAGGUUGUCACGACCUCGAUCGACGACUGCGCCGACUACUGCUGGGGUUUGCCGACGGGCCCGACGCUGUACUUCACUCUGGGAACCGACACGGAUACGGGCAACUCCAUCUGCACUUGUGGCGAUCUGCUUGUUGCCUACAACUACCCAAACACCGGCCUCGAGUUCCAGUGCAAUACGCCAUGCAACUUCCCGGACGGCACGGCAACAGAACAAUUUUGCGGCGGAGAGUAUAAUGGGAUCCCUGUUGUUUCAACUUUCGGUGCUAUAUAG